CCAACCCGGCCCGGCUCCCGGCCUUGUCACGACCCCCGGUGGUGGCCCGCUGCAGCCCUGCCCCGCCGAGCGAGCGAUCGGACCGCGGGGCCCCACGGGCGGCCUCCGGAGCAGCUCCAGCCCAUGCGGGCCGCGCGCCCGGCCGCUGGCGCUGAGGUCUCGGAGCUCUGCUGGGCCCCCGAGGAGGAGCCUCCGGAGGAUCAUCAAUGCGGUUCAGGAAUCGAUUCCAGCGGUUUAUGAACCACCGGGCCCCAGCCAAUGGCCGCUAUAAACCAACUUGUUAUGAACAUGCUGCUAAUUGUUACACACAUGCAUUCCUCAUUGUUCCGGCCUUUGUGGGCAGCGCCCUCCUCCAUCGGCUGUCUGACGACUGCUGGGAGAAGAUAACGGCAUGGAUUUAUGGCAUGGGCCUCUGUGCCCUCUUCUCGUCUCCACAGUAUUUUCACAUUAUAUCAUGGAAAAAGAGCCACCUCAGAACAAUGGAGCAUUGUUUUCACAUGUGCGACAGAAUGGUUAUCUAUUUCUUCAUUGCUGCUUCUUAUGCUCCAUGGUUAAAUCUCCGUGAACUUGGACCCCUGGCAUCUCAUAUGCGUUGGUUUAUCUGGCUCAUGGCAGCUGGAGGAACCAUUUAUGUAUUUCUCUACCAUGAAAAGUAUAAGGUGGUUGAGCUCUUUUUCUAUCUCACAAUGGGAUUUUCACCAGCGUUGGUGGUGACAUCAAUGAAUAACACCGAUGGACUUUACGAACUUGCCUUUGGGGGCUUAAUUUAUUGCGUGGGAGUUGUGUUCUUCAAGAGUGAUGGCAUCAUUCCAUUUGCCCAUGCCAUCUGGCACCUGUUUGUGGCCACGGCAGCUGCAGUGCAUUACUAUGCCAUUUGGAAAUAUCUUUACCGAAGUCCUACAGAUUUUAUGCGACAUUUAUGACCAAUCUGUACUAGGUCUCCAAACCAGUAUUAUUUUAAUUAUGGCACUUGGGAAUGGGGUAAGAGCUGAAAAUUGCACAGAGGGGGGGAAAAAAAAAAAAGAAGACACUGCACUGACUUUAUCUUUAUAUCUUUUGACUAUAUUUACUGUGAAAGUUAUAAAAGCUGUGUUUUGGAAUUCUCCCUCUCACAGCAGAUAAAUAAGAUAGUGAAUUAAUUCUUCAUUCCAUUCCACUAUCAUGAAGGACUCUGCGUAGACUUGGCCAACUGAUGUUUACAAAGCCGAAUUUUGUAUUUUCAUUUUACAGGUUUUACUACAUGGUUUUUCUAAAUUACUGGGUCAGGUUGUCAAAGUCAGUGCAACUACAAGCUUCCUUUUUAAGAGAAAUCAUUUCUAUCACUUUCCCAUCAGCUAUGUAAAGAAUCAUGGACAGAACUUACACUACCUUUACCAUGUUUCAUCUUGGCAUAACAUGGUUAUUUUUUAAAGAGAAACUUUAGUUUUUGUAAAUUUUUAAAAACAAUUUCAUUGAACCACAUCUCCGUGGUUCUUCAUUCAUGUGAAUUUUUGCAGAAAAUUUUCAACAUUCCACAAACAAACAUUAUACCUCUUCUCGAUCGUUUUAUUAAGCAUGGAGAGAAAUUGCCAAUUUUUAAAAA
Molecule: messenger RNA, 1582 nt
Organism: Suncus etruscus (white-toothed pygmy shrew)
Lineage: Eukaryota; Metazoa; Chordata; Mammalia; Eulipotyphla; Soricidae
Gene: MMD
Product: monocyte to macrophage differentiation associated
Cellular component (GO): membrane
Molecular function (GO): pore-forming activity
Source: RefSeq, a predicted model, not a curated record